Vicugna pacos (alpaca) is the source of this 3083-nucleotide messenger RNA. RefSeq names its product TRPM8 channel-associated factor 2. Gene Ontology annotation, cellular component: plasma membrane. NCBI's taxonomy places the organism in Eukaryota, Metazoa, Chordata, Mammalia, Artiodactyla, Camelidae. The record is from RefSeq and is a predicted model, not a curated record. Gene Ontology annotation, molecular function: transmembrane transporter binding. Gene Ontology annotation, biological process: positive regulation of protein targeting to membrane; negative regulation of anion channel activity.
CUGCGGUCCUAGCCUGACUGAACCAUGGCGACAACUCCCGCUGCUGCCUUUGAGGCCCUCAUGUCUGGAGUGACAAGCUGGGAUGUCCCCAAAGACCCCAUCCCCAGUGAACUCCUUCUGACUGGAGAGGCCGCCUUCCCAGUCAUGGUGAAUGACCAGGGCCAGGUCCUCAUUGCCGCCUCCUCCUAUGGUCAAGGCCGCCUUGUGGUUGUGUCCCACGAGGGCUACCUGCUGGAGGCCGGCUUGGCCCCAUUUCUUCUCAAUGCAGUGGGCUGGCUCUGUCCCUCGCCUGGGGCUCCCGUUGGAGUGCACCCAUCCCUGGCAUCACUAGCCAGCAUCCUGCAGGGCUCUGGGGUUGAGGCCCAGAUUCAGCCAGAACCGGGAGAACCCCUGGGGGUUUACUGCAUCGAUGCCUACGAUGACACCAUGACUGAAGAGCUGAUCCAGUUUGUGAAAUGUGGAGGGGGCUUGCUCAUCGGGGGCCAGGCCUGGUAUUGGGCCAAUGAGCACGGCAGCGACAAGGUGCUGUCCAAGUUCCCUGGGAACCAGGUGACCAGUGUGGCCGGAGUGUACUUCACUGACACCUGUGGGGACAAUGGCCAGUUCAAGGUCUCUAAGAAGGUGCCCAAGAUCCCUCUCCAGGUCAGGUGUGGCGAGGAUCCCCGGCAGGAUCAGCAGCAGCUCCUGGAAGGGAUCACAGAGCUGGACAUCCAGACGGGAGCGAUCCCCUCGCAGCUGCUGGUGCACGGGGCCCUGGCCUUCCCCCUGGGCUUAGAUGCCUCCCUCGGCUGCUUCCUGGCAGCUGCCCGCUAUGGCCGGGGCCGGGUGGUCCUUGCUGCCCACGAGGGCAUGCUCUGUGCUCCCAAGAUGGAGCCCUUUUUGCUCAAUGCUGUGCACUGGCUGGCCAGAGGCCAGACGGGCAAAGUUGGGGUGAACACAAGUCUGGAAAACCUGUGUGCCCUGCUGUCAGAGCAUGGCCUGGAAUGCAGUCUGGAGCCCCAUCUGACGGGAGACCUGUGUGUCUACUGCUGUGUGGCUUACAGUGACGAGGAGGCUACGCAGCUGCAGGAGUUUGUGGCCGAGGGUGGGGGCUUGCUGAUCGGGGGCCAGGCCUGGUGGUGGGCCUCCGAGAACCCAGGCAGCUCCGCUCUGGCUGGCUUUCCUGGUAACGUCAUCCUCAACUGCUUUGGCCUCAGUGUCCUAGCUCAGACAGUGAACCCAGGCUGCUUCCCUGUCCCUUCCCCGGAGAAGCAGAGCUACCACUUCCGCAAGGCGCUCUCUGAAUUCCAGGCUGUCCUGAAUCAUGGGGGUGGGAACUUGGAAAAGAGCUGGCUAGCCAGACUGGGAGUCGAUGGUGCAGCUUUCCUCCAGAUUCCGGCCGAGGGGGUCCCUGCUUAUGCGUCCUUGCACCGGCUCCUGCGGAAGACUCUGCGCCUGUCGGGCCUCCCAGCUGUGAGCCGGGAAAACCCAGUUGCCAGUGAUACCUGCGAGGCGGCAGUGCUCUACCUGGCCACAGAGCUGGCGCACUCCGGCAAUGACUGCUCCCAGCUGGCGCAGGAGCUUGGGGUCUGGUCCUGCAGCCCCAGUCUUUCCAUCUCAGAUCAUCCCAUCACGGUGGAGAUCGAUGGAAGCAACCCAGGUAGCGAGGAUGCCUGGGUGAGUACAGGGCUCUACCUCCAAAAUGGACAAAAUGCAGAAGUCUCCUUGUCUGAAGCUGCGGCCUCUGCUGGCCUGAAGGUACAGGUUGGCUGCCACACCGAUGACUUGACGAGCGCCAGCAAGCUGUCUCGAGCCCCCGUGGUGACUUACCAGUGCAGCAUGGAUAGGACCACACGGUCCGUCGCCUGCCUUUGGGGUGGUCUUCUCUAUGUCAUCGUGCCCAAGGGCAGUACAUUGGGCCCUGUGUCUGUCACCAUCAGAAGAGCUGUGCCUGCCCCGUAUUACAAGCUGGGUAAGACGUCCCUGGAGGAGUGGAGGAACUGUAUCCAGGAGAGCCCAGCUCCCUGGGGGGAGCUGGCAACAGACAACAUCAUCUUGACACUGCCAACUGCAGACCUCAGGGGCCUGGAUGACCCCGAGCCCUUGCUCCGCCUCUGGGAUGAGAUGAUGCAGGCCAUAGCCAGGCUGGCGGCCCAGCCCUUCCCUUUCCUCUGUCCAGAGAGGAUUGUUGCCGACGUGCAGCUCUCAGCCGGCUGGAUGCACGCAGGGUACCCCAUCAUGUGCCACCUGGAGUCGGUGCAGGAGCUCAUCAGUGAGACAGGCAUGAGAAGCAGAGGUCUGUGGGGACCCAUCCACGAGCUGGGCCACAACCAGCAGCGUUGGCAGUGGGAGUUCCCCCCGCACACCUCCGAGGCCACCUGCAACCUGUGGUCAGUCUACGUGCACGAGACGGUCCUGGGCAUUCCCAGGGAUCAGGCCCACCCUGCUCUGAGCCCUCCAGAACGAGAGAAGAGGAUCAAAACACAUCUGGGAAAGGGAGCCCCCCUGAAUGACUGGGAGUUGUGGACAGCUCUGGAACUGUAUCUACAGCUCCAGGAGGCCUUUGGGUGGGAGCCAUUCACCGAGCUCUUUGCUGAGUACCAGACCCUGUCUGACAUCCCCGAAGACAACCCUGGCAAGAUGAACCUGUGGGUGCAGAAGUUCUCUGAAAAGGUGCAGAAGAAUCUGGCUCCUUUCUUUGAGGCCUGGGGCUGGCCAGUCCAGAAGGAAGUGGCUGACAGCCUGGCCUGUCUGCCUGGGUGGGAGGAAAACCCCAUGCUUAACGAGCAGUCUUUAUGCCCCAGGGAUCGUGUGAGGUACUUCCUAUGAGUUACCUCGUGGAAUCUUCACGACAAACCUCUGAGUUACUCCAUUUCACAAAUGAGAAAACAGUCACUUAGGGAUGUUAAAUUACCUCUGAAAUCACAGAAGAAUCGGGGCUUUUGCAAUUAAAAAAUUGUGGCACUUUCCUCCAUGAAUGAUUUAUAAUUUAAACAAAAAUUCACCUAGAAAAUGUAAGUUCAAUAAAGUUCUGAUUCAUACCAUGUUCACUAUUGAAUUGUUAUUAAACAUGAAAUUUAACCUCCAAGAGGGUACUGCUCCUG